AUGCUGCCCCGAAAGCAGAUCUGGCUGAAUGUGAAUAAUGCUGUCCCAAAGCAGAUCUGGCUGAAUGUGAAUAAUGCUGUCCCAAAGCAGAUCUGGCUGAAUGUGAAUAAUGCUGUCCCAAAGCAGAUCUGGCUGAAUGUGAAUAAUGCUGUCCCAAAGCAGAUCUGGCUGAAUGUGAAUAAUGCUGUCCCUAAGCAGAUCUGGCUGAAUGUGAAUAAUGCUGUCCCUAAGCAGAUCUGGCUGAAUGUGAAUAAUGCUGUCCCUAAGCAGAUCUGGCUGAAUGUGAAUAAUGCUGCCCCAAGCAGAUCUGGCUGAAUGUGAAUAAUGCUGUCCCUAAGCAGAUCUGGCUGAAUGUGAAUAAUGCUGCCCCAAAGCAGAUCUGGCUGAACGUCUUCUUUAUUUUGCUCCUUGGUGUCCUAUUCAGGAGUCUGAUUCAGACCUGGACGCAGACGACGAGGUAACCAACUACACCUUUUUCCAGAACAUUCUUCUUGUUAAAUUUGUUUUAAAAAAAUGUUAGAAGACUUUUACCUGAUUUCUGUUUAUCAGCUGAAUGUAUUCAACAUGUUGUAUUGACCCCCUCCUCUCUUACAGAGUGACAAGAGUGACAAGAAAUGUAAGCUUGAGCUAUUUGUUUUUUUAAAAUGAUUACGUUUGUUGGUAGUGACGAAUACAACCUCUGCAUUAACUAACCUUCAUAACUACCUGUAGUCCAGGAAGAACAUAUUCAAUUACGUUGUGGUUUUUUUUAAUGCAGUACGCAGGCCAGUGAUUUUGCAUUGCUUAGCAUAAAAUAACGUCCGUUUGACUAACCGAGUUGUGUGUAAUAUAAUAUUACUAACACCUUGUUCAGUUAACUGUGGGUCCCUGGCCGCUAUGCUAUGGCUGGUAUGCGUUGCAUCCCUUCCUCUCCAAUGCCCAUUCUGUUUCUCCCUCCUUCAAUCCCUCCUUCAUCCAUUCAACCAUCAUCAUCAUCAUCACAUCAUCAUCAUCACGCUAUUUCAGUUUUAUAGAAGUCAAAGGGAAUGCUUAAGAUACUGUAUGAAUGCUUGAGAUACUGUAUGAAUGCUUGAGAUACUGUAUGAAUGCUUGAGAUACUGUAUGAAUGCUUAAGAUACUGUAUGUGUGCUUGAGAUACUGUAUGAAUGCUUCAGAUACUGUAUGAAUGCUUGAGAUACUGCAUGAAUGCUUCAGAUACUGUAUGAAUGCUUGAGAUACUGUAUGAAUGCUUCAGAUACUGUAUGAAUGCUUGAGAUAAUGUAUGAAUGCUUGAGAUACUGUAUGAAUGCUUGAGAUACUGUAUGAAUGCUUCAGAUACUGUAUGAAUGCUUGAGAUACUGUAUGAAUGCUUCAGAUACUGUAUGAAUGCUUGAGAUACUGUAUGAAUGCUUGAGAUACUGCAUGUGUGCUUGAGAUACUGUAUGAAUGCUUGAGAUACUGUAUGAAUGCUUGAGAUACUGUAUGAAUGCUUGAGAAUACAUAUAUAUAUGCCAUGGCACUUCCAAUGUGAAUAUAUCACAUCCAAUUAUUUAAACGUAUUUGGAUGGCUAACAAAAACACACUGUACUAUAGCAAUAUGUUAAACAAACUUUAAUUUAAUUCCAGAUUUUUGCUUGUUUGGAAUGAAUUCAAAGAAGGAAUUCAUAUAAUGUGAAUGUAAAGUUAAUUUUUGUCUCCGAUCACUCCCUUAUUGUACUUCCAUGGUUGCUGAAACACUUUCUUUGCUCUGCAUGAAAAUAACUUGACUCACAUACAUAUGGUAUAUGUUUGGUAGUCUGUGUGUGUGCGUGUGUUCGUGUGUGUGUAUUCUGCCUGUACGUGUGUGUGUGUCUGUGUGUGUGUGUCUAUGUGUGUGUAUUCUGCCUGUAUGUGUGUGUGUAUGUCCGUGUGUGUGUGUGUCCGUGUGUGUGUGUGUGUCUGUGUGUGUAUAUUCUGCCUGUACGUGUGUGUGUAUGUCCGUGUGUGUGUGUGUCCGUGUGUGUGUGUGUAUUCUGCCUGUACGUGUGUGUAUGUCCGUGUGUGUGUAUGUCUGUGUGUGUGUGUCUGUGUGUGUGUAUUCUGCCUGUAUGUGUGUGUGUGUCCUGUGUGUGUGUCUGUGUAUGUGUAUUCUGCCUGUACGUGUGUGUGUAUGUCCGUGUGUGUGUGUGUCCGUGUGUGUGUGUCUGUGUGUGUGUAUUCUGCCUGUACGUGUGUGUGUGUGUGUGUGUAUGUCUCUAUCUCUCUUUUUAAGUUCUCUGAAUUCAUUUCUCGAUUCAUUAGCAUGUUAUAUCACUGGUAUCUUUUCUGUUAUUGAUUCAUUAGCAUGUUAUAUCACUGAUAUCUUUUCUGUUAUCAAUUCAUUAGCAUGUUAUAUCACUGGUAUCUUUUCUGUUAUCAAUUCAUUAGCAUGUUAUAUCACUGGUAUCUCUUCUGUUAUCAAUUCAUUAGCGCUUUUCACUUUUUACAGAUCACUGAACUUCCUCUAAUGAAAGCGCUUUUCUGAAUGUUUAAAACACACCUAAUAGUUCAGAAACCAAAACGGCAUGAUAAGAUAUUUAUUUACAACAUUAACUGAGGUUAUCUACAUGUAUUUAUAUAUAGUUUUACUGAUAAGUUAUUUAUUUACAACAUUAACUGAGGUUUACUACAUGUAUUUAUAUAUAGUUUUACUGAUAAGUUAUUUAUUUACAACAUUAACUGAGAUUUACUACAUGUAUUUAUAUAUAGUUUUACUGAUAAGUUAUUUAUUUACAACAUUAACUGAGGUUUACUACAUGUAUUUAUAUAUAGUUUUACUGAUAAGUUAUUUAUUUACAACAUUAACUGAGGUUUACUACAUGCAUUUAUAUAUAGUUUUUACUGAUAAGUUAUUUAUUUACAACAUUAACUGAGGAUUUCUACAUGUAUUUAUAUAUAGUUUUACUGAUAAGUUAUUUAUUUACAACAUUAACUGAGAUUUACUACAUGUAUUUAUAUAUAGUUUUACUGAUAAGUUAUUUAUUUACAACAUUAACUGAGAUUUACUACAUGUAUUUAUAUAUAGUUUUACUGAUAAGUUAUUUAUUUACAACAUUAACUGAGGUUUUCUACAUGUAUUUAUAUAUAGUUUUACUGAUAAGUUAUUUAUUUACAACAUUAACUGAGGUUUUCUACAUGUAUUUAUAUAUAGUUUUACUGAUAAGUUAUUUAUUUACAACAUUAACUGAGGUUUUCUACAUGUAUUUAUAUAUAGUUUUACUGAUAAGUUAUUUAUUUACAACAUUAACUGAGGUUUACUACAUGUAUUUAUAUAUAGUUUUACUGAUAAGUUAUUUAUUUAAAACAUUAACUGAGGUUUACUACAUGUAUUUAUACAUAGUUUUACUCAUAUGUUAUUUAUUUACAACAUUAACUGAGGUUUUCUACAUGUAUUUAUAUAUAGUUUUACUGAUAACUUAUUUAUUUACAACAUUAACUGAGGUUUUCUACAUGUAUUUAUAUAUAGUUUUACUCCCCAUUUGUUUCUAUUUACUUUAGAAUUCCUGACAGUUUUUUACCAGCGGUUUUUACGAGGCGCGGGAAACGUUCUACUCUUUUCUCUCUGUUCGCUUUUGUCAGUGGACAUGAACCCUUCAUGUUGAGAACAAUCUUGAGAUGCUUUUGUGUGAAACCAGUCUGUUUUCUCCCUCCAUUUGUUCCAUAUUCAUCAGGGUUGGGGGGUCAAUUCCAUUUAAAUUCAAACGGUCAAUUCAGAAAGUAAACCAAAAUUCAAAUUCCACAUGUUCCUAAUUGAAAAGCAUUGAAGAGAAUUUGAAUUUUGGAACUGGAAUUUCAGUGUACUUCCUGAAUUGACUAGAAUUUUAAUGGAGUUGACCCCAACCCUGGUAUUCAGGUCUCUCACCAUUUUCAUUUUUCCACCUCCCUGUUGUGUUUAUGACAACUUCCCUGUUGUGUUUAGACUACUUCCCUGUUGUGUUUAUGACGACUUCCCUGUUGUGUUUAUGACGACUUCCCUGUUGUGUUUAUGACGACUUCCCUGUUGUGUUUAUGACGACUUCCCUGUUGUGUUUAGACUACUUCCCUGUUGUGUUUAUGACGACUUCCCUGUUGUGUUUAGACUACUUCCUGUUGUGUUUAGACUACUUCCCUGUUGUGUUUAGACGGCUUCCCUGUUGUGUUUAGACGACUUCCCUGUUGUGUUUAUGACGACUUCCCUGUUGUGUUUAGACGACUUCCCUGUUGUGUCUAUGACGACUUCCCUGUUGUGUUUAGACUACUUCCCUGUUGUGUUUAGACUACUUCCUGUUGUGUUUAUGACUACUUCCUGUGUCAUAUGUAUGAACGUGCAGUCAAACACACCAAUAUGUAUUGACAGGUUAUUUCUUGCCCAUAUCUUUCCUCCGUCCUGUUCUGUUUCUCUUUCUGUUUGCUUCGCUUUCUGCUGUUGCUGCCCUCCUCCUCCCGGCUCUCCUCUGGAGAUCUUACCACUCCUCUUCCUUUGUCAAGCUGCUUUAACUUUUCCCUCUUUGAACAGAAGAUAUACUGGGAUAUGUUCUGCCCUGACCACGGUUUUCCGGUAUCUUCUCUUCCCCCCUUAUGUUCUUUACAUCUUUGGUUUGGUCUCCUCCUUUUUUUCAAAAUGGAAGACGACGAGACGGAGUCGACAGACACUUACACGCUGCCGACCAAUCAGGUGCUAGACCCAGCCACGCUAGCCAGCCCUGACCUUCUAUCAGAGGUCUCCGACGUGAAGCACGACCUCAUCAAGAUGUCUGCCAUCUUGACGACAGAGCAAACUGAACACCCAAGCUCUUCGGAUAGAGGAAGAGGAGGAGGAAGAGGAGGAGGAAGGACAGGGAUGGAGGAGGAACCCAGAGAGCCGUUUGAGAUCAUGGAACAGGUGAAAGAGGAUCUGGAGAAGGUCGGAGAGAUUUUACGAGGGGGAGAUACUAGAUUCACAAACAACAAAGAGAACGUACUGCAGAUGUCCGAAUUAGAGGACGAGGAGUGGGUUCUUCUCUCUCAGACUAAAGCCAAAGCCAUGACUCCCUCUGAGGUUCAGGAGCCGGUACUACAAGAAGUCAGCAUUCAGAGGAAGACCUCUUCCACAGUGACCAAAGAGGUUAGAGAUAUGUCAGGUAUGGUAUCUCACCUCAGUGGGGAAAUGAACCAGCACCUAGAAGAGAGACCUGCCAUAACCAGUGGCCCACCACAGGACAGCAUCGUCCAGGAGAGGUUUGAUCAGGUCGAUCUGAAGCGGGAAGGCAAACGCCAUCCUCCUGAGAUCAAAAAGCCGAUCAGGAAGAAGCUGAGGGACAGGGAACGUUCUGGAUGCAGCAGCUCCGAGGGAGAGCUGGAGAGGAUGAGCUCUGAGGAAUCCCUUGAUGGGGAUAUUGUUCUGGGGGAGCCGAGGCCGGGAGUGGUGCCUGGGACUGAGCCUGGAGUGGUUCCCAAAUCUAUGCCUAGAGUGGUGUCUGGGUCUGGAGUGGUGUCUGGGUCUGAGUCUGGAGUGGUGUCUGGGUCUGGAGUGGUGUCUGGGUCUGGGGUGGUGUCUGGGUCUGGGUCUGGAGUGGUGUCUGGGUCUGGGUCUGGAGUGGUGUCUGGGUCUGGACUGGGAGUGGUGUCUGGGUCUGGACCGGGAGUGGGGCCUGGGACUGAGUUAAAACCGACUGAGUCUGGACCUUCUGGACCAACCCCAGCCAUGGAGCCACCAGUGUCGCCCCUGGUCGUGGAAACCCCAAUCGGGUCCAUAAAGGACAGGGUGAGAGCUCUGCAAAAGAAGGUUGAGGAAGAGGAAGAGGGGGAGGAUGGCCGUAAGCGAAAGCCUGCGCAGGCCCCAGUCCCUCAGACCACAACUUUCUUCACCAUCACUAAGGAGACGGGUGAGUCCCAGAUGCCAGAUCUUCCCAAGCUUCCCAGAUCUCCAAAAUCCCCCCGGUCUCAGACAGAGAGGCUGGAGGAGACGAUGUCAGUCCGGGAGCUGAUGAAGGCAUUCCAGACUGGCCAGGAUCCUUCCAAGAACAAAACGGGGCUCUUCGAGCACAAAGCCAUGACUUCAUCCACAACCUCCACAUCGGGCUCCGAGGCAGUGAUCUACAGUGAGACCUACAGAGCUGAACCCAGUCCCACAGAGCAUCCGCCAUCAGAAACUCCAACUUCCACAAUCCUCUACCCGCAGAGUGAUGUCCUGCCCCUCGACAAUAAAGGGGUGGAUGAUGAACCACACCUGAUCUUAGUAAGGGACCACUCUGAAGACUCUGAGAUAACUCAUGUUACGGUUCAGUUGCAGGAGUCAGCGACUAACAUCAACAGAAUACAACCAGAGGACAGAGGGAUCCCUCUAGACAGGGCUCUACCAAAGGAUGGAGGGAUCCUCCUAGACAGGGCUCUACCAGAGGAUGGAGGGAUCCUCCUAGACAGGGCUCUACCAGAGGAUGGAGGGAUCCUCCUAGACAGGGCUCUACCAGAGGAUGGAGGGAUCCUCCUAGACAGGGCUCUACCAGAAGACGGAAGGAUCCUCCUAUAUAAGGCUCAACCAGAGGAUGGAGGGAUCCUCUUAGAGAGGGCUCAACCAGAGGAUGGAGGGAUCCUCGUAGACAGGGCUCUACCUGAGGACGGAGGGAUCCUCCUAUCCAGGGCUCAACCAGAGGAUGGAGGGAUCCUCUUAGACAGAACUCUACCAGAGGAUGGAGGGAUCCUCCUAGACAGGGCUCUACCAGAGGAUGGAGGGAUCCUCUUAGACAGGGCUCUACCAGAGGAUGGAGGGAUCCUCUUAGACAGGGCUCUACCAGAGAAUGAAGGGAUCCUCGUAGACAGGGCUCUACCAGAGGAUGGAGGGAUCCUCCUAGACAGGGCUCUACCAGAGAAAGGAGGGAUCCUCCUCGACAGGGUUCUACCAGAGGAUGGAGGGAUCCUCCUAGAUAGGGCUCUACCAGAUGAUGGAGGGAGCAGCCCAGAGAUGAUGCAGCUGGAGGAACCAGAGAUGGGACCAGACAGGAUGCCUUCUAUAGAGAUUAUGCAGCUGGAGGAAUCAGAGGUGGGACCAGACAGGAGGCCUUCUAUAGAGAGGAUGAAGCUGGAGGAACCAGAGAUGGGACCAGACAGGAGGCCUUCUAUAGAGAUGCAGAUCAGCCCGGACAGGAAACCCUCUGAGGACUUCAGCUCUGACAUCAAGGCCGAGCUGGAGGACAGUCCAGAGUACCAGCUGUUCAGACAGACCUCGUCCACUGGGGACGACAACCACCCCCAGGCUGAAGCAGCCAAGGAGGAACUCCCAGCAGACCACCCCAACGACAAUCCAACCUUCAUGUUCAGCCACUCUAUGAACGACGACGGGCGGGAUGAGUUAUUUACUAAGGCUGAGAACCUGGUGGGGGAUGAAAGCCCUGUGAGUCUGAAGCACGAAGGAGCAGCGGACUCUCCCGGGACUAGCGUAGGAACCAGGACUACCCAUUCAAGUACGGGGGAGAGUGAGAAACACGAAGGAUUAGCAGACACCCCACAGAUGAGCCCUCUCACAUUCCCCACUCAGGAGAUAGACAUGCCCACAGCUGAUAAAGAGACAGAAAUAAUGGAUGGGAAGAAGGUACUAGGAGAUGUGAUUCAUGGAUGA
Messenger RNA from Coregonus sp. 'balchen', 7570 nucleotides. The record is from the annotation of a GenBank genome assembly. Lineage: Eukaryota; Metazoa; Chordata; Actinopteri; Salmoniformes; Salmonidae.